This is a messenger RNA of Aspergillus novofumigatus IBT 16806, 842 nucleotides long. RefSeq lists its product as uncharacterized. The transcript has 3 exons. Lineage: Eukaryota; Fungi; Ascomycota; Eurotiomycetes; Eurotiales; Aspergillaceae. The record is from RefSeq and is a predicted model, not a curated record. The coding region runs from base 255 to 740 and encodes 161 amino acids.
AAUGGAUGAAUAUCACUGUAUGUUACAGGGCGGACACACGAAGAUAUAUUUUGGACGUGGGGGACAUCUGGAAUUCAUGCUAGGUAUUCUUUAUUUUGUGCUCAUUUACGGGAGAAGUAGAGAUCACUAAACAACAACCUAACCGAAUAAUUGGUAUCCGAGACCUCGACUGUCCAACUAAACUCUACACAAAAUGCUUACAAACUCAAGACAAGCCUAUCUCCUUCAUUCGAACACCUGAUUACACAACAACCAUGAACUACCAAGUCCUGAUCACCGAUGAGCAAGAUGCAAAGGUUGCCAGAAAGCGACGAGCCGUGUACCUCCGACCUUUCCUACUAUUCUGGCUCAAUUCCCUCUUCGCCGAAGUCAUCUUCCUGGCCGUCGGCGUCUUCAUCAUGACCGGAACUCGCGACCUGAUUUACAAAAUCCUGUGGACGCUGGUCUUUUGUCCAUUAGGCAUGGGCGGAGCGAUGGGUGGCCUCACAAACUGCUUCAUUGUCGACCAUUAUUACGGAAAGAAGGCGGCUCAUUUCACGGGGAUUCUGGCAUUGCUUGUUUUGAGUAGCUGCAACUAUCUAUGCUACAACCUGGACAAGCAUUUUGGGUGGUUUGGGGCCUCGGAUCAUCCGUGGUGGUUUCAUUGGCGGUAUCCUAUGAUCUGGGCGGUUGGCUACUCCAAUGGACUUCUUUUGUUCACGGAUAAGGGCCAAAAGAGGCUUGCUGGAAUGGGUCUCUGAGCUGCGAGAGCCGGCCGGCUUCAGACUAUUUGGAAGACUGUCUUCGGAUGGGGAUAGUUGAUGAUACAGGUUUCACCGGUGCCAGAGCAAGAGAGGUUGAGG